AUGCUCUUAAUAUGUGGUGAUUUUAAUUUCAUACUGCCACCCGCCGAAAUACAAUUACUCCGAACAAAAUGUCCAGCACAAGCUCACUCUUCGGCUCCCCCAUCCCCUUCCCACGCGCCCCCGCGAAAACUAAGAUUAAGCUUCGCCACCAUCUCCCCACAGUCAAAAUGUCUAUUUCUAAUUCAAACCCCGUAACCACCCUCACUAAACUCCUCUGGGGCCGGUCCCUGCCACCCCAUCUCCUCAUCUCCACGGUCCGCACCACCUGGUCCGCCGCCUGGCACCUCAUGAUGUCCCAGCUCGCCCCCUCCGACCCAACUGGCCGAUACACCCGCCCCGCUUCCCAAUUCAAAAACCCCACUAGCCUAAACCUUACUAAUCAAAACCUUCACCUCUAUAUCGGUCUCCCUUGCCCCUGGGCCCACCGGACCCUUAUCGUCCGAGCCCUUAAAGGGCUCGAAGAAUUCGUCCCAGUUUCAGUUGCCGCCCCCGGAAUGGAUGGUUAUUGGGAAUUUAGGGAUAGUACUGUUCCUGUCCUCGAUAAUGAUAUCAUAGUUCCUAGCUUGGAUAAGGCCAAUGGAUGUAAAACUUUGAUAGAGGUUUAUAAUUUACGCCGGGGUGGCUAUAAUGGCCGGUCCUCCGUUCCAAUGCUUUGGAAUGUGAAUAAAAAAGAGGUUGUUUGCAAUGAGAGUUAUGACAUUAUUGAGUUGUUCAAUUCUAGAUUGAAUGAUGUAGCUCAAAAUCCAGGAUUGGACCUCUCGCCGCCUUCAUUGAAGAAGAAAAUCGACGAAUGGAACCAAAUCAUAUACCCUAGUGUUAAUAAUGGAGUCUAUAGGUGCGGAUUUGCGCAGAGUCAAGAAGCAUAUGAUAGCGCAGUAAAUGAGUUGUUUAGUACUUUAGAAAUGUUAGAUGAUCAUUUGGGGAGUUCUAGGUUCUUGUGUGGAGAUACAAUUACCCUUGCAGAUGUAUGUUUGUUCACAACAUUGAUAAGAUUUGAUCUUGUGUAUAAUGUUUUGUUCAAGUGCACCAAGAAGAAGCUAAUUGAAUAUCAAAACCUUCAUGGUUAUAUGCAAGAUAUAUAUCAGAUUCCCAAAGUUGCAACAACUUGUAAUUUUGAAGCCAUUAUGGAUGGGUACUACAAAACUCUUUUCCCGUUGAAUCCAAGCAAUAUUCGGCCGGUGAUUCCUUCAACCUCUACACAUGAAGUGCUAUCGAAGCCUGUCAACAGGGAGUCCUUGUCGUUGGUUGGAAGCAAUUGUUGAACUGAAAUUUCAUAGUAGCAAAUUACGUACAACAUAGUUGUUUUUCUAAAUGGUUUUCAUGUGUAUUUUAGGAAGGUAUCAUCUCUAUACAUAAAAUUCGCUUUAUAUCAACUUUGAGUGUCGAGAGAUGCUCUUGUUCCAAAUAACACGGCUCAAUAACAGUCCGCUUCUUCCGAAGUGCAAGUGCACAAGAGCCAUUGUAUUUAGCCUUUGGUCUUAAAAUUUGUGGUAGUUGUAGAUUGUUGGGUUCUGUCAUUUUAAGUAAUGAAUCUAAUUGCACACGCCCUAUUUUCAACA
This is a messenger RNA of Olea europaea var. sylvestris, 1559 nucleotides long. RefSeq names its product glutathionyl-hydroquinone reductase YqjG. Bases 69 to 1262 code for a protein of 397 amino acids. Gene Ontology annotation, cellular component: cytoplasm. The record is from RefSeq and is a predicted model, not a curated record. Lineage: Eukaryota; Viridiplantae; Streptophyta; Magnoliopsida; Lamiales; Oleaceae. Gene Ontology annotation, molecular function: glutathione transferase activity. The transcript is spliced from 3 exons.